UAAUUAUAUACAUUUUCAUUCAAUCAGCUAUAUGCGAGAGUUUAAAUAAACGUAAUUUUAAUGCGUAUAAUUAUACGUAGGAUUUGCAUUUUUGCACGCAACAUAUUACAAAGAAAAUUUGAAAUAAAGUAUCUACAUUAUGAGAAAAAUUAAACAUCUACGUGAAUAAUCACUGUCCAGCAACUCAAUGAGUGAACUUGCGUUUCAAUCCAGUACACAUACCAACCUUAGAUUAUAUUAUAAGUACCAUUAACAAGAUGAAAGAAAAUUGAAAAAACCGCAAAGCACUUUUUACUAUAAACUUUUCAUGAAAACGUAAGCAAAAUAAAGGGUUUUUUAGCAUUAACGAUGUUUCUUCAAAAUAAAAGAAGAAAAUCUUUUUAUACGCAAAUUAUUACAAAAAAUUAUAUUAAAGACAUACAAAAUGGAUUUACCGUAUGUUAAUUUUAAAAUUAAAUCGAAUUAAAAGAAAAAUUAAAAUUAUGGUUGCUGUGCGUAAAAAGUGAGAAGCGAUAGGUGAUUGUGACAAUUUUACACCUAUGAAUAUAAUAUAGACGUACGUAGAAUCGAUAAGAUUAUUAAUUGUUUUAGUUAAAAUCGUAAUACAAUAAUAUUAACUUUCGUGGUAGUAUUGUUAAGAAAAAAAUUAAAUUGAGAGUUUCAGGAUUACAAAAUCAAGCUGAACUAACAUGGGAGUCUUCUAGAAUGAUUGUGCAACGUGUUUAUGAUAAGACCAUUUGUUUUUUUUUUGCAUCUUUUUUGUCUGUAUUAUAGUGCCAAUGUCUUGGGGAUAUAACAUAUUGAGUUCGAAAAUUGAUUGAGACAACAUCGUGCUUAGUGAGUUGUGAAUAAUAAUUAUCAUUAUUAUAUAAUGAAGCAAUUUGGUAUCCUUAUAAUGCGAUGCCUGUUGAAAAAAUUUAAUUGCAUUUAAUUGAACUAUAAAGUGAUCUGUAAAGAUAAAAUAAUUGAUUGAUGAUUUGUUGAUGUUGCUAAAUAGUGUUAUAUUACUUCUUAUCUGUCUAAAUAUGUAAGUGAUGGAUAAAGAAAUAAAAGUUAAAUUAUAUGAAAGUACGAUGUCAGAUUUAGAAAAGAUUAAAAAAUUGAAUCAACUCAUAAAUAAUGAUAAACUAAUUUGAAGUGAAAAUAUGCUUUCGAUUAUGUGUGCAAUGAGUGACAACAGAGACAUGAUUUUGAAGAGAAGUUUUCAAUAUCUGUAGAUAAAAAGAAAACAGCAUGAAAAUGUCACAAUCAGCUGAUCUUUAUUGGAUUCCUUUAUCACUUAAACCUGCAAGUAGCAUACGGCAAUAGCAAUUAUCUGAUGUGAUAGUUACGAAUAUACACUCAGUGUAACAAGUUGGUUUAGAAAAUCUAUUCUACAUAAUUUUUUUUAUUUGGAUAAUAUUUUUUUUUGUUAAAUGGUUCUUCGUAAAAUCUAAAUUACAGCGGAGAAAAAUUUAUUUAGUCAAUAAUUAUUAUUGUAAUGGUAAAAUCAAUCAUGUUAUCCAUCCGUCUUACUCUUUUUCUUUUGGCUAUUUUUGUGAUCAUGAGUGUCAAUGCUAAUGCCGCUUAUCGAAAACCACCAUUCAAUGGAAGUAUUUUUGGCAAAAGAGCCAACUCUAUAUCAGACUACGACAUGACCAAUCGCGCCAUGGAUGCUAUCUGCGAAAUCGCAAGAGAUAAUUGCAACACGUGGUACACUCGUCAGGAUUCCAUUUAAUAAUUUUUCACCCCAAGCUUCGAGUAUAUCAACAAAUAUCUUCAACAAUAAUUUCUGCUGAUUUUAUUGUAAAAAUGCUUCUUCUCAUGAUUUAAAUACUAAAAAAUUAUCAAGUG
This is a messenger RNA of Trichogramma pretiosum, 1833 nucleotides long. RefSeq names its product SIFamide-related peptide (gene SIFa). The transcript has 3 exons. Bases 1481 to 1717 code for a protein of 78 amino acids. The record is from RefSeq and is a predicted model, not a curated record. NCBI's taxonomy places the organism in Eukaryota, Metazoa, Arthropoda, Insecta, Hymenoptera, Trichogrammatidae.